UCUGUCUUAUUCCGCUCGCAUCCGCAGGCGAAUUUGGUCGUGUUAUUUCUCGAUCGCUACUUCAAAUGGGUAAAAUUCGUUAUAAGAAGGAAUCGCAUAACACUACAGCGAAAUGGGCGAAUGGAAAAACUCGUCAUUUUAAAGAUAAUUGUUUGUACUCUGCAGUUGGAAGAAAUCCUGCUGAAAUGACUGUUAUCAAUGAUUUACUCGCAGAUGGCUACGACUUAAAAAAAAAAUACAGUUGUGGAAAUAGCAUACUGCACGUCGCAGUUCUCAAGAGACGUCCGGAAGUCGAGGUGAUCAAAUUGUUGUUGAACUAUGGUGCUGAUGUGAAUAUGGUUGAUGACAAAGGAAAUACUCCUCUGCAUUCGGCUGUUAGAUCUUGGUCAGGUAGUCCAUCUUGCCAAUAUGAAGCAGUCAAAGUUCUUCUGGAUGCAGGAGUCGACGUCAACGCCCUCAACAUAACACAACGGACAGCUUUCAGCUUCGCAGUAAAUGCAGCCAAACUUAAUUUCAAUGUGAUACGGGAAUUAUUGAGGAGGGGAGCUGACAUGAAAUUAAAAAUGAGAAGAACUCCUCUCUGCUGUGUUCUAGGCAACAGAAGUGUGAAAAAUGAUACGGUUAAAUUACUGAUGGAGUAUGGAGAACGUCCAGAUAUAGAGUUACUUGAGAUUGCUCUAAAUAAUCCUAAUUGCUCAUGUGAAAUAAUAGAGGAAAUUGUGUCACAAGGUACUAUUGACUUGAAUCAUGGUAACCAAAUUGGUUUUACAUCUUUACAUGCGGCAGUUACAUCAGGGUGUAAAGCCAGUCUAGUGGAGGUUCUUUUGAAGCAUGGUGCCCUGCCGAAUCCUGUACAUAAAGUUUUUUUUGGCUCAUCACCGCUGCAUAUGGCAGUGCAGUACACUAAAUGCCCACCAGAUGUUAUUGGGGUUUUAUUGCGGAAUGGCGCAAAUCCCGCCGCUGUGAACAAAUAUGAAAUGACUCCUCUAAUGUUUGCAGCAUUGCAUCACAGUAACGAGACAUUUGUUGAAGAGUUAUUAAAAUAUGGCGCAAAUCCCAAUCAGAUGAAUGAUUCUCUGUCUGCUAUGCACCUCGCUGCAAUCAACAAACGUGGCAAUGUAGAUAUCAUGAAAGUUCUUAUUAAAUAUGGAGGAAAUGUUAAUCUUGUUGAUCGAUCUGGUUGUAUUACUCCGUUAUUACAUGCUUUGAGUAAAAGAUACAAAAUUGUUCUGAUAAAAGAAUUGAUCAAAAAUGGGGCAUCUCUUUCAGCUCCAAGUAAAUUUCUUUCACCUUUAUCAAUCCUUAUAGAAAAUAGAUGUUAUAGUAUCCAUACUGUUCCUGUAAUUCAAGAACUCUUAAAAUACAAUCCUGGACUGUUAUAUAGAGAUGUUCUUUUCGAUGCCCUUAAAAAUAGAUGUCCUUUGUUUGUAUUUGAUGAACUAUUAAAACAAGGUGCAGAUGUUUAUCACACGAAUUUGUUUGACCACUCUCCACUAUACGUUGCGAUGGAAUAUCCAACAGAUAAUAUGCAUGUUAUCGAACUUCUUCUUCAGUAUGAUGCAUGGUGCACAAGUGAACAAUUACUGUGGAUAAGAGCUUUGCAUGAAGUUUUCACGACUUCUGAAAAUAAAGCAUUUCUGAAAGUAUUAAUAAAGUAUGCCACUCUUCACAAAUAUGUUUUUGAAAAUAAACAGGCUGAUGAAUUUACUUUUUCAAAUCCAAGAUGCCUUGAUUUGCUAAAUUACCAAACGGAGUGCGAAAAUGAAUCUUCUACAAUGCUUAAACUAACCAUCCUGGAAAAACCCAACGGCAAAGAAAUGACUUUAUGUGAAAUCCUUGCAGAAAAGAAAGAGAGUCUAGUUUUCGAAAUUUACGAAGCCUCUAUAUUGAAAAUACUUACUGAUAACAUGUUUCCUAUAUAUUCUGACGUCAUAGCAAGCAAGUUAAAAAGGUCAGUUUUGAUAGAACAUUUAUUGACUAGAAGGAUAUAUACAAGAAUCGAUAUGCCCUAUCCCCAUGAUAUAUUUCUUCCAGCAGACACCAUUCCACAUAUUGUUGGACACUUAUCGAAAGACUGCAUUGUCAAUUUACUUGCAGUUUUUAAACCGUAGUAUUAAAAAUGGACUUAAUGUAAAAAAAGAUUUAAUGUAACAGGCAUCCUCCAAGGGGAUAAAAAUGGUGUCUUCAUAUCCAUGUAUAAACAUAUAUUAAAACAAUGAUUGAAAGAUUUGCUACGAUCAGUAAUGUUUUAGGAUAUGACUGGUUCCAUCUUACUAAUAUUGAUUACAACAAUAAUUUUAAUUUAGUCUAGCCUUUUUUCAGGAAACAUUUAUAACUUUUAAUGAUGUUUUAUUGACCAGAUUUUAUCAAGUAAUUGUACGAAAAUUUAUUACUUUAUUUCGGAAAGUUAAGGAACUUUACUCGAUGUUUUCUUUGCUUUUGAUCCUCUCUUAAUUUUUGAAUCUAAAAUUUAUUCUAUAGUAGAAUUAUCUCAUGCAUAAGAAUUAUUUCUGAAAAAUAAAUCACUUUCAUAUUGAAAAUUUUCAUAAGUGAUUCAAAUUGUUUAACAACAAAUUUUUAAAAAUAUAUUUUGUAUAUAAAUAUGAUGUACAUUGUAAUCUCUCUUGCAAAUAUUUUCUGAAACAUUUGUAAAAAUACCAUAGAAGUAUAUAUGAAAGCUCAUAAUGUAUUCAAUUCAAAAUAAUAUUUUAUUUUGGUAAAAGUGGUCAGAAUGAUAUCCUGUGUAAAAAUUUAAUAUCUUAGUAAUGCGACAGUCAAGUCCAUUUCAUUUUCUAUAGUCUGUUCUUUUAACUACUUUUUCUUUUAGUUUUAAUAUUAUGUCAAUAUUUCUAUUUAUUUUUAAUUCUAAAAUAAAUAGAAAUAUUGACAUAAAUAUUGCUUAUCUUAACGAUCUAAGUAAAAAUCUCA
This is a messenger RNA of Argiope bruennichi, 2928 nucleotides long. Its product is annotated as ankyrin-2-like. The record is from RefSeq and is a predicted model, not a curated record. NCBI's taxonomy places the organism in Eukaryota, Metazoa, Arthropoda, Arachnida, Araneae, Araneidae. Bases 66 to 2111 code for a protein of 681 amino acids. The transcript has a single exon. Gene Ontology annotation, molecular function: protein binding.